AUGCCCACCUUCUCCCUCUCCCUCUCCCUCUCCCUCUCCCUCUCCCUCUCCCUCUCCCUCUCCCUCUCCCUCUCCCUCUCCUUCUCCCUCUCCCUCUCCUUCUCCCUCUCCCUCUCCUUCUCCCUCUCCCUCUCCCUCUCCUUCUCCCUCUCCUUCUCCCUCUCCUUCUCCCUCUCCUUCUCCCUCUCCUUCUCCCUCUCCUUCUCCCUCUCCUUCUCCCUCUCCUUCUCCCGCCUCCUCUCCUUGGCCCUUUCAAAAAUCUCAUCCCUCCCCUCCGUUUGA
This is a messenger RNA of Closterium sp. Yama58-4, 282 nucleotides long. Lineage: Eukaryota; Viridiplantae; Streptophyta; Zygnematophyceae; Desmidiales; Closteriaceae. The record is from the annotation of a GenBank genome assembly.